GCAGACAAUGAUGACGACGGGAGCGUUUUGUGCGAUUUGGAGCAAUAUGCCAACUCUUACUUUGUCUCACUGCAUCGCCGUGAAGUGGAAUGCACUGCACCACCAUCGCUCUUGCCGCCAUCUGCGUCGUGGUGGUAAGCGGAGAGCCUCAGUGUACUAAACCCGGAGGUUGUGGCUCGUCUCCAGUAUGCGGUCCCUUGGAAGACCCUGUGGUCGGAAAGCCUCAGCGGGACUGGUACUGCCGGCCUUUAUUCACGCCCGCCUGGGAGCUCAUGCAGCUCCGCACUUGCCUUUGCAAGCGGGGCUACGUUCGCAACUCGUGGGGUGAAUGCAUACCGCGCAUAAAGUGCAUUCCUUGCAAGUUCCAAUGGCAGAGAGACUAUCACACGUGCGCAUCCGCGUGCCCUGCCACAUGCAACAAACCACUGGAGACAUCGUGCCAGAAGCCGUGCUACGCGGGAUGCGACUGCCCUCCCGGCUGGGUGGUGCACCCUAACAACUGGCACAUGUGCAUCCGACACAGGAAAUGCCCUCCCAUAUGCCCAGCUCACUCGACGUACGUGCAAUGCGUGUCCAACUGUUCGCCCAAGUGUGGCAAAAGUCCUCCCAGCAAGUGCGUCACCGACUGCAAUGUGGGCGCCUGCGUCUGUAAUAAGGGCUUUGCGGAAUUUGAACGCCGCGGCGUGAAGAUGUGCGUGCUUCAGGAAAUGUGUUCCUGGUACACUCGCCAGACGUCGAUGUUCACGCGUAAAGGCAUCGCGCGUAGUGUCUCACCAGGCGUCGCGCACCAACCGGUAAGCGUUACGUUACGCGAUCGUAGCGUGCGCUUACAGGCUAACGGAACACCUGGUGGCGUUGCUGCUCGAUCUCAUACAGAAACGAGUCAUUCAACUAUCACCAGGACGCAUUUCUCGAACGGUACCAAAAUGACAUCAGAAAGAAGAAUUAUUAAUGUUCCCGGAGGCAAUGUUAACACACAUGUCAUUGUACACACUGUAAGUUUGCAGUCAUCUCCUAACGCGGUAUCAGGCGCGAAUAUUGUCCCAACAGCCGCACAGAAUACACAUUCGCUUCACAGUGGAGGUCACCUGUCAGUCGCUACCACAGUAAACAAAGAGGUUACACUCUCAACUAAUACUGCGGCUCUACCCAGGGCUCUCGGCCUACCCAUCGAAGGUGCACACUCGGCUGCUAUCUCAAUAACUCGCCGUGGUGGGGCCAGAGCCGGCACGGUACGUGAACUUCUGCCUCACGUCACAGAGCACUUCUGGAAAACUACAAGAACUAGUUCUGAAAACUCGCGGUCAGUUGCUACGGCUGCCGGUGCUCGUGAAACUGUACGUACAGCAGCCACGCGCUUACCUAGUAGCUUACUACUUGGGGGAAGCGGGGCAAGAACUGCGACGGAAGUCAAGCCCUCAUCUCGCGCAGAGGGGCAUCUCUUGACCGUGAUCAGGUCAACAUCACAGGUUACGACCCCCCGUUUUACCGCUCGUCCUGUUGGGUAUGGUGUAGACGCACGUUUGCAAAUUCAACGCUCACAUGCCACAAUUGUGCCUGGAAGAGUCAGUAAGGGACGAAGUACAGAACGUACACAAUACCCUGGUGCCAUAAUACCUAUUCCACAUAUCACAGGGACCUUACAAGAGGCUAGACCCCCCUACCGAGCGGUACAAAAUGGUACAUUCGCUGCCCAUGUACAGUCGGUAAAUACGACCUUACCUACUAAAACAGGUAAUGGGUCUGAUUUUGACAUUGACUUAUGGCUCGCACUUGGUUUAAGGUUUUCUCCUUGGUACCUGCCCUUACAUACUAACAAUCUAUUUGGUGUGCCCCGUAGAAGAUAUUAUCUAUGGCCUGCAUACUUACAGUGUCCGGAAACAUACCGUUGGAGUGAUAGCAGGUUGUUACCAUGGGCCUUAUCUUCAAGUACGCCAGCGGGAUAUAAUGGGACCAGUUAUAUGCUUUACCCCUGGGGUGCCCCGUUCCAUGGCACAAGGUGGAUAUGGUGGGGAUAGUUUGGGACUUUCCAUGUGGAGUAGAGCUCUACGGGCAGCCACUUCGUAUGAUGGUACUGGUUUCAUGUUUUACCGAUGGGGUGUGCCUAUGCGUGGUCGCGUAGGAUACGGCUGGCCGGCUUACAGGAUUUACCCUUGGAAUACACCCUUACGACCUACCUCAAGGUAUGGCUGGAUUGGCUUUAUGCAUUAUCCUUGGGGCGCACCAUUAUCUGCUGCAGCCGGACAUGGCUGGGCCGGCUACAGAACGCCUCCUUGGCACACACUCUCCCCGCUUCCCCAAGUAAAUGUUUGGGGUAGUUAUAGAUUUUAUCGAUGGUGCACUUUCUGACAUGGUGUCACUGGAUGGUACAGCUUGAUAACAUGCAACGCAGAAAAUGUACAAAGCCUAUAAAAUGUGCAAAACUCUAUACCGUACAUUACUUGUAACAAAAUUAACAGCCAUUGCCAAGUAUCACGCGUAAGAGUAACAACCUGCAAGAGUGUAUGGAGCUUAAGAAAUAUGAAUGUCGAAAGCAGAUGUUCAAUUCUAUGUCAAGCUAAGUUUUAAAGGAGAAAUUAAACUUUUCACAAUUAA
This is a messenger RNA of Dermacentor silvarum, 2595 nucleotides long. RefSeq lists its product as uncharacterized. The transcript has 3 exons. The record is from RefSeq and is a predicted model, not a curated record. Lineage: Eukaryota; Metazoa; Arthropoda; Arachnida; Ixodida; Ixodidae. Bases 90 to 2018 code for a protein of 642 amino acids.